This is a messenger RNA of Hyla sarda, 3108 nucleotides long. RefSeq names its product zinc finger protein 300-like. NCBI's taxonomy places the organism in Eukaryota, Metazoa, Chordata, Amphibia, Anura, Hylidae. The record is from RefSeq and is a predicted model, not a curated record. The coding region runs from base 295 to 3024 and encodes 909 amino acids. Gene Ontology annotation, biological process: regulation of DNA-templated transcription. The transcript is spliced from 10 exons.
AGCAUUGACCAAACACAGAGCAACCGCCCAGAACUAAAAUCCUCCACAGUAAUUGGCUCCUGUAAGUCAUGUGAUCGCUCCCUCGGCCGGGCCUUCUGGGAAGUGUAGUCCAGGCGGUCCUCUAACCAUGACGUCUCCAGGCGACGCCAACUACGUUUCCCAGAGAUCGUAGCGACGCGCAAUGUCGUCACACAUCGCUGAGCCAACCGGGAGGCCCCGGUGUCACGUGACGUUGUGUUUGGUGGCAGCAGCAAGAGAAUUGGAGUUUCCGGUGCAGGGGUCCGGUGCUGAGUGAUGGAUGUAGGCGUUAAGGAUUUUGAGGAUAUUGCGGUUUAUUUUUCUGAAGAGGAAUGGCGCUACCUGGGAGAGGAGGAGAAGAGCCUUUACAAGGAAGUGAUGAUGGAGAAUUACAAGGCGGUGUCCUCCCUAGGUAGUGUUUACUUGAAGCCAGAAUUAAUAUCCAAGAUUGAACGAGGAAAAGAGCCGUGUGUGAAGGACCAGGAACUGUAUGAUGGGGAGAUUCCCAUAGCCUACUUCAUAAUAAAUUCCGACAUCCUAUCUCAACUCCCAGAAGUGUUGAAUGAUGAUGACGAAUCAGACUGCAUUUACGUGGAAAUCGAUUCUGAUUCAGAGAUAGAAGAUGAAGGGGAAUCUUAUACCGGCGAUCCUUCAGAAGAUGACAGCCUCUCAGAUUGUGUAUAUGUGGAGUCUGAGGAUGAGACAACUGCUCAACAAGAAAGAGAAACAACAGAGGCAGAUGAGGAGGAAGAGGAUGACGAUUACGAUGAGGAGGAUGAUGACAGCUCGUCUGACUGUGUCUAUGUGGAACCAGAAACACCUCUCACGACCGAGUGGCAAAAACAGAGAUCGGUGACAUAUAAAGAUGAGAAAAUCGGUGUGGGGGAUGAUAAACAGAUUAUACCACACAGUGAUCCACCUAAGGAUGUUCACCCUCAGCCCGAGGAGUCGAAGACGCUCAAUGGAAUUGGUCAUGGUAAGCAAGACCUGAUUAUUGAAGAUGAUGUCAGCCCAGACAACCCCACAACUAUCAAAAAUAAGAGUUCACCAAACAAUAACUUGUUAAAUGUAUGGUAUGUGAAAAGAGUAGAAAACGGCACCACGUCACACAAAGAAAUUAUUGUUCCGGGAUCUCCUAGCAUGGGGCGGCAUAAGGAAGAGGAUGGCACCGAAGAAGGAGCUGAACACAACCCAGUCACUGGCUUAGAGUUCUUGUGCCCCGUGUGUCCUGAGGUUUUUACAGAUGUCUCCAAGUUUUUUGAACAUCAGAAAAUUCAUGAGCCGAAAAUUCCGUUUUGCCAUGAAUGUGGUGCACGCUUCAGCGAUAGCAUUGCCUUAGAGCGACAUCUGUUGCGUCACAUAGAAGAGAAGAUCCAGGUGUGUCAGGAGUGCGGACAGUGUUUUAGCACCAAGUCAGCACUGGAUAUGCACAUGAAAACCCACAAAGGGGAUAAGCAGUGGCCGUGCCCCGACUGUGGUAAAUCCCUAUAUUCAAAGUCCGGACUUGAUAGACAUCUUUUAAUACACGUAAGAGACAAGCCUGUCCCCUGCCCUCAGUGUGGAAAAUUAUUCAUAAAACAGACAAACUUUGAGAUGCACAUGCGGCUGCAUGCCGGAGAAGAGUUUUAUCCCUGUACCAAGUGCGAAAAGUUGUUUGGCUCCAAGGCCGCCUGUGAAAGACAUAUAAGAGCGCACACAAUGGAGAGACCCCAUGGCUGCCCUGAAUGCGGAAAACGUUUCCUGUAUAAUGGCUGCCUGAUCAAACACAUGAGGGUGCACACGGGGGAAAGGCCUUAUGUCUGCCCCGAAUGUGGUCGACGUUUUGCUCAGAGUUCCAGCCUUAAUUGUCAUAGACGACUUCAUGAAGAUGAGAAACCUUACGUUUGCCAGGAAUGCAAAAAAUGUUUCGCCAAGAAAUUUAGUUACGAGCUGCAUCUAAAAAUUCACGCCAAGGAUAAAUUGUUGGCUGAAAUAGCCCAAAUAAAGGGUGACUAUACCUCCGAUCUAGGGUUGUCUUUCGCAAACUCUAAAAGUAAUGAUGUACCAGACAGUGGAAACCUUACGGUCAAUAAGCCUAUAGAUGACAGGUCACUCAACGAGAAGCCUGUUGUAGAAGUCUCCCAUGGAGACGGUCUAUUUCACGAGAGGUCUUUGAUAGAUACUUUGUUUGAUAGUAUGUCUACCAAAGACAUCCUCCUUACCGAGAGGCCACCUAUAGAUAGUCAUCUCAAUAAGAGAUUUGAAGAUAUCCCUCUACAUAAGAAUCACGUUAAAGAUGUCACCAUCAGUGGAGUCCUGGGGCCAGACAGAGGUUCAUCACCUAUUAGGCCGCCUGUUGUAGAUGUCUCUUUCAAUGGUAGACCCAUGGAAGGUCUGUCAUUUACCAAGAAGCUGGUUACAUAUAUCCCACCGAAAAACUGGCCAGUUAAAGACCUCUCUUUCAGUGGGAAUCCUUAUAUAGAUGUUUCAUCUGAUGAACAGCUUGUUGGGGAUAAUUCCUUUAUACAGAUUCCUUCAAUCGAUGUUUAUUACGAUGGGACGGAUAUUGUAGACAUGCCCCAUAGCAAUGAUCCCGAUAGUGAUGUCUCAUUCACAGAGAAGUCCGGGAAAGAGGUUUUCUUUUGGAGGAAUCCUGUAAACUCUAAAGCCGAGGAGAAGCAGCAGCACAUCUGCCCAGAGUGUGGAAAAAGUUUUCCGUAUAAUGGAUGCCUGGUGAAACAUCUAAGGACUCACACAGGCGAGAAGCCGUAUGCCUGCACUGAAUGUGGAAAAUGUUUCUCUCAAACAUCGACCCUCAAUUGUCACAAAAGGAUUCACACAGGAGAGAGGCCGUACGUUUGUCCCCAAUGCGGAAAAGGAUUCACCAGUCAGUCUCACGUCGCACGCCAUCAAGCUAUUCACAACGUAAACCGAUCGUUUUUAUGUAAAGGAUGCGGGAAAGAGUUUUCGCAGAGGUCCUACCUUUUAAAGCAUCAGAAGAGGACGGCUUGUUCACAGAUGCUCUGAUGAACUGUACUUUUAUAUAAAUAUAUAUAUUAGCAAUGUAAAUGUGGUUGUUUUUAUACUUUUUUAAUGAAAACUAAAAAGUUA